AUGAUGAAGUUUAUCAUCCAUGUUUAUUUUGAAAAUAGCAAAAAUUCAAAACGAAUUUUUGGUGAUUUGCGACUGCAAUUUAUCAAACCUUAUCAAUUAUGCAUUAUAAUAGAAUUGGAUGUUCGAUUAUAUUAUUUGAUAUUGUUUGAUUACAAAAUUCAUCCAUCAGCCAUUGCUUAUCAGUCUUAUAUCAGUAGUAUCGAUAUUUAA
Molecule: messenger RNA, 210 nt
Organism: Brugia malayi
Lineage: Eukaryota; Metazoa; Nematoda; Chromadorea; Rhabditida; Onchocercidae
Exons: 2
Coding region: 1-210 (69 amino acids)
Source: RefSeq, a predicted model, not a curated record